Penicillium odoratum is the source of this 1410-nucleotide messenger RNA. RefSeq lists its product as uncharacterized. The record is from RefSeq and is a predicted model, not a curated record. Bases 1 to 1410 code for a protein of 469 amino acids. Lineage: Eukaryota; Fungi; Ascomycota; Eurotiomycetes; Eurotiales; Aspergillaceae. The transcript has 2 exons.
AUGUCCGCGAAUUACAACUACCCCUUGAUACGACCCAGGCCGCGACGCGGCCUGUCACUCCUAUGUGUCAUUGUAUGCCUUUUAUGUAGUCUGAUUCUGACCAUCUGGUAUGGCAUGAACUCCGACCGCGACUACAUUCACCCAAUCCUCACCCAACUCAUCCCCGCCGGCCACUGUGCCUGUCAAACCUCUACCACCUUUGAAUGCUCAACAUGUCUCUCCUGCCCUGAACCCGGCCUCCAACAACCCACCUCUCCCUCCCCCAGCUGGAAAUGGGAUUACCCGCGCGACGCUCCAAACGAAUCUUUCGACGAGACGCAAUGCCAAGCUGCUUUCCCAGGUCUAUUCGAGGAUGUGGCGCGUGGCGAGCGCUACUGGCGUGCGCAUGGCCGCCUCGCCACGGAGGACCUAGACGAGAUCCAUCUCCAGCAUGGUAUGGCGCGCGCCUUCAUUUCGCGCGGCCAUUUGCAUGUGGUUGCAGCGCGCGCAAAGGGUGAGGAUCAUCGCCGCAAAAUCUUGGGGGUGCUGAGUUCGAUCCACCGUGCGCUGGCCGCGGAUCGAGAACGAGUCUCCAAACGUGACAUUGAAUUUGUAUUUUCGGUAGAGGACAAGGUAGAAGAUGUCACAAGUCCUGAUCUACCUGUUUGGGUCUUUGCGCGCACUCCGGUGGAACAGGGAGUGUGGCUGAUGCCAGAUUUUAGUUUCUGGGCAUGGGACAACCCAAAUAACUAUAUUGGACCCUUUGAUCAGGUUGUGGACCGGAUCCAGCGAUCAGAUAUUCCCUGGGACGACAAGAAGCCCCAGUUGGUAUGGCGUGGCAAACCGAGCUUUGCUCCGAAGUUGCGCAGGGCCUUGAUCGAGGCGGCUCGGGAUCAAACAUGGGGGGAUGUGAAACAGGUGGAGUGGGCUACUGGGACCAAUGUGCUCAGGAUGGAGGACCACUGCCAGUAUAUGUUCAUUGCACAUGUUGAAGGACGUGCUUAUUCUGCAUCUCUCAAAUACCGACAAGCCUGCAACUCAGUGAUUGUCGCCCAUAAACUCCAAUAUAUCCAACAUCACCAUUACCUACUCGUCGCCAAUGGACCAUACCAAAACUAUGUCGAAGUGGAGCGCGAUUUCAGCGAUCUCUCCGAGAAGAUCGAGCCUCUAGUCGAGGACACGGAAGCCGCGCGCCGCAUUGCACAGAACAGCGCCAAGACUUUCCGAGAGCGAUACCUGACGCCAGCUGCGGAGGCUUGCUACUGGCGCUCCUUAUUCCAAGGCUACAGCAAUGUCUGGAACAGCAGCGUGAACCCAUGGUCUGACGACUAUGGCAGAGAGCGUGGCUUGCGAUAUGAAUCUUUUGUGCUGCUUGAGAGCUCACACAUGUAUGAGUUCCGAGCCGACGUAAUCUCAUCUGGCACUGCAUAA